AUGACCGCAAUGGACGUGGAGAAGAAGAGCAAGAAGAAGAAGCUCAAGGCCGCGUCAGCACUCGUUGUCCACGACAGCAACGACCUCAUUGCGCCCGAGAGUCACACGCCUGCGCUGGACACGAGCAAGUGGCCGCUCUUGCUCAAGAACUACCACCAGCUCAAUGUCCGCACGGGGCACUACACGCCCAUUCCGUGCAGCUCGAGUCCCCUCAAGCGCAACAUUAGCGACUACGUCCGCUACGGCGUGAUCAACCUCGACAAGCCCGCGAACCCGUCGUCGCACGAGGUCGUUGCGUGGAUCCGCCGCAUCCUGCGCGUGGACAAGACGGGGCACUCUGGCACCUUGGACCCCAAGGUCACUGGCUGUCUCAUUGUGUGCGUGGACCGCGCCACGCGGCUUGUAAAGGCACAACAAGGAGCUGGAAAAGAGUACGUGGCGGUCGUGCGGCUGCACAGUGCGAUUGAGAGUCAAGCGAAGCUGGCACGGGCCAUUGAGACGCUAACGGGCGCGCUGUUCCAACGUCCGCCGCUGAUCUCGGCUGUCAAGCGCCAGCUGCGAAUCCGGACGAUCUACUCGUCGAAGCUGAUUGAGUACGAUGAAGACCGACACUUGGGUGUGUUUCACGUGAGCUGCGAAGCCGGCACGUAUAUUCGUACGCUGUGUGUGCACUUGGGACUCGUGCUUGGCGUGGGCGGUCACAUGCAGGAAUUGCGUCGCGUGCGCUCGGGUGUGCUGGGCGAAAACGACUCGUUGGUGACGAUGCACGAUGUGCUGGAUGCUCAGUAUCAGUACGACACGUACAAGGACGAGUCGUACUUGCGUCGCAUUGUGCGUCCGCUUGAAGUACUGCUCACGACGUACAAGCGCAUUGUCGUGAAGGACAGUUCCGUCAACGCUAUCUGCUACGGAGCGAAGUUUAUGAUUCCGGGCCUUUUGCGGUUUGCCGACGAUAUCGAUGUGGGCGAAGAGGUCGUGCUGAUGACGACGAAAGGAGAGGCGAUUGCGGUUGCUAUUGCUCAGAUGACAACAGCGGUGAUGGCCACGUGUGAUCAUGGGGUAGUUGCCAAGAUCAAGCGCGUCAUUAUGGAGCGUGACACGUACCCUCGUCGUUGGGGGUUGGGACCUAUGGCUCAGAAGGUCAAAAGUUUGGUCAAGGAGGGCAAGAUCGGCAAGUUUGGCAAGGUGAACGAGAGCACCCCGGCUGAUGUAUCGGAACUGUACAGCAAGGACGAUGCAAAGAGGCCUCUGGUAGUGGAGGUGACGGAGGAGAAGGUUGAGGCGCUGGGAGAAGAUGAGGCCCCGAAGAAAAAGCACAAAAAGGAGAAGAAGGAGAAGAAGGAGAAGAAACACAAGAACAAGCGUGACGCCGAGGUGGCAGAUGUAAUGGAGGUGGGUGAGUCUCCGGAGAAGAAGAAGUCGAAGAAAAAGUCGAAAAGGAAGUCAAAGGAGGCAACAAGCGACUCGGAAUAG
Messenger RNA from Hyaloperonospora brassicae, 1473 nucleotides. The record is from the annotation of a GenBank genome assembly. Lineage: Eukaryota; Oomycota; Peronosporomycetes; Peronosporales; Peronosporaceae.